Messenger RNA from Megalopta genalis, 4414 nucleotides. Its product is annotated as CUB domain-containing protein 2. The record is from RefSeq and is a predicted model, not a curated record. Gene Ontology annotation, molecular function: protein binding. Gene Ontology annotation, cellular component: plasma membrane. NCBI's taxonomy places the organism in Eukaryota, Metazoa, Arthropoda, Insecta, Hymenoptera, Halictidae.
CUAAGUCUGCUCGACGCAACGCGGGAGGGUGGUGACCUAGUCUAGUCACGCGGCGCCAACACCGUUUCCUCCCGUGUUUUCAGGGGGAUAAAGUGGCGUAGGAGGGAGGGGCUAAAAAAGAAGUUCCGCCAGAUCCGCGAAAUCUCCGAGAUAACGAACGAUCGGUGAUCGGUCGGCAAGAACGCGUCGUCGCGAGAAGAUUCGCCGUGUUCGAUCUAACACGUAACCGGGGGAUGCACGUUUUGCAUCGUUUCGAGGGUUGGUCGUUCGUAGAUUGUUUCGGAUGCGAAUUACCCGUCCAGCGCGAAGGAACGAGUAAAGAAGCGCCGCGUCGAUCGCAGGCCUUGUAAGGCCGAAACAAACGAGGCCGCGGAGCAAAGGAGACGAGACUUUGGCGUCGAGAUCGGGCGAGUUGUGCAACCCGAAUGGAAGCCAGUUGUCGUCGCUGAUUCCUCGGAUAAUCGGAUGAUCGGGUAACCGGACGAUCGGAUAAGCGGAUAACCGUCGCCGCAAGCGGAAUAAUCGAACGGAUUCGAGUGUGUCAUCGGCGAAAGCGGCGGCGUUGGAUCGGGAUGACUUGUGCGAUGACCUCCAUGACCAGGAUCGAUUUCUCCUAUUCUUUCUGCGCGUGGAUCAGAGAUUAACGACAUGCAUACAGAUACCAAUCAGAAUCCGGAUAAUAAUAGCAACGAGAACAACGAUAUUAAUAACAAUAAUGGAAAGACGCGCGCGUAUGUCCUAGGACGACCUAGGGUACAGUAUGGCUGCUUCGGUAUUCUGGCAUACUCCUUGGAUCAGCUUCAUCUCGCCCGUCGUCGUUCUGCUGUUGCUGCUUUGUCCUCGCAGCAGCACAGAGUGCGAUCAGAAGUUCAUAAGCACACCGGAUGGUCCGCCGAAUGGAACUUUUCACGCCCCGCUCUUGAUCAAUCCGGAGGGUGAGUCUCGGCAAUGCGUCUACACGUUUUUCGCCGGACCUCGGCAACGGGUCCAACUGAUAUUUUCUUCGUUUGGACUUCGAGGAACACCGCCCGGAGGAGCUGCUAUCGGAGAAUUACCCGCAUGCGUACACGAGUACAUGGAUUUCUACACGGAAAUACGCACGGAGAACAUGACCAAACUGAUCGAAACACCGUUCGGAGGACGUUUCUGCGGCCCGAUUCCGCCUCGAAGACGGAUCUCCCUCUAUCAGGGAAUCGCCUUCAGUUUCUACACCGACAUAAAUAUCACGUUGCCAAGCCUGUUCGGCGGUGUCUACACGUUUAUCAAUGCCUCCGAUUACGAGGUCGGAACGCCAGCCCCGAGCAGACCGUGUUCCUUUACCGUGAAUUCGGAGAACAAGCGGAGCGGUAGCAUAUUGUCUCCGACGUAUCCUGGGACCUAUCCGAAAGACCUUGUGUGCAGUUACCAGUUUAUAGGGAAACGGAGUCAACGAGUCCGCCUCGAGUUUCGGGACUUUGACUUGUUCUUCGGAGGCCCGCACUGCCCCUUGGACUACGUUAAAGUGUACGAUGGCUUGAAUAGCACGGCCGGCGUUAUCGGGACGUAUUGCGGCCAGCAGAGAAACUUGGUCUUGUAUUCGUCCGAGUCCAGUUUGUUCGUAUCGUUCGUUACGCUUAAACGUACCGCGAACACGCAAAAUCGAGGCUUCAAGGGAAUCUUCGAGUUCUCCGAAAGCUUCGUCAAACUAGACUUCAUAACCGCUUACAAGGGUGAGCACAUCAGAGGAUCGGAAUGCGAUCAAAAGAUUUUGAGCAAGAAGGAGUCCUCCGGGCACGUGGUUAGCCCGAACUUCCCAUAUCCUUACAUACCGAAAGUCGUGUGCCGGUAUUUCAUUUAUGGAAUGCAAGACGCCCAGCAUCUGGAGCGCGUCCGGCUAGAAUUCAGCACGUUCAAGAUACCGAAGAACAAGACGACGGGAGAUUCGUCGUGCACCGAUGGAUAUCUCAAGUUGUACUUGAAAGGUCAGGAGGCUACGGAUUCUUACGACAAAUUCGAUUACGAAUUAUGCGGCAUCGAAAGCAGUCCGACCCAAGUGGUUAGCGACGGUCCGCGGCUGGUUAUGGUCUUUAGCAGCGGCGAGUCGCAGGGUCAAGGCUUCAAAGCAAGGUACAGUUUCGAGACGGAGUACAAAAUACCGGGUACAGCGGCACCCGAUGGUAGCUGUACGUUCACCUAUCGCAGCUCGUCCCGAAAAAAGGGUGACUUCAAUUCGCCUCGACAUCCCAGCAACUAUCCGAGCGACACAAAUUGCACGUACUUUUUCCUGGCAACGCCAAACGAGCAGGUCACUUUGAUAUUCGACUACUUCAAGGUGCGGACGAAAAACACGAAUGUGACGGACGGGCAUUACGGAAUCGACGCUUGUCAAGAGGACUGGCUGGAGAUAUACAACAUGUAUCGGGACAAUACGGAGAAGUUGAUCGGCAGAUAUUGUGGCAGCACUGCCCCGGGACCCGUCGAAUCGAAUCUCGGAGCUCUCGGUUUAAAGGUUAUCCUGCAUUCGGAUUCGGAACUGGUUUACAGCGGGUUCAAAGCUCGCUACACGUUCGAGGUGGCUAAACCGAUAUUUGGAGAUUGCGGAUCCAACAUAAGCAGCUUAAAUUACGGCAUCAUCGCCAGUCCAAACUUUCCGAACAAGUACGACGGUCCGGCGAGAAAUCACGCUAGCAAAACUUGCAAUUGGUUCAUAAGAGUUGGUCAAAAUCAGCGGGUGCUGUUGUACUUUGAAAUGUUCUCCGUGGAAGGUGAUCAAAAAGUUCGAGGCUGUUCCGCCGCGGUUCUACGCGUAUGGUACUCUGUGGCCACGACACCCAUCGAGCUUUGCGGCCUCAAGGCGCCAAACGUCAACUGGACCUACCUAUCCGAGGAUAACAACAUGCGUCUUAGCUUCAUAUUGGCCGAUAAAGCUGUUGGACAGCUGGGAUUUAAGGCAACGUGGACCGAAGUAAGCAUGGAUCCCGACUGUCACAACCAAUUCUUGUGCAGUAAAAGUAAAUACUGUAUCGCGGAAUCGCUACGAUGCAAUGACAUAUACAAUUGUGGCCCGGCCGACACCUCGGACGAAGAAAACUGUGACACAGAAGUUGCAUGGACGGAUAGUUACGGCGUUGUCGCGGGAUACGCUGCAGGCGUGGUACUGGUUGCACUGAUCGUAUGUCUCUUUUAUCAUCGAAAACUAAGGAGACGAGUUCAGACGGUUCACCUAGACGACCUGCAUCAACGCGUAGACACCAUCCACGGAUCGUACCAUCGGGAGAGUCUCCUUUAUCGUCAUCACCAUCACCAGCAUCAUCAUCUGCAUCGGCAUCUUCACCAUCACCAGCCUUCUCGUCACAACAAUAACCAUAGCCACAAUCACAACCACAGCCAUAACCAUAGCGAUAGUUCUAGCCACAACCACAGCCAUAGUCAUAGCCAUAGCCGUAGCCGUAGCCAUAGCCAUAGCCAUAGCCAUAGCCAUAGCCAUAGCCAUAGCCAUAAUCAUAACCAUCGUCAUCCGGAUUGUGAGCAACAUCUUGACGACCGUCGUCAUGGUCCUUGUCAUCGUCACCGGUAUCAAGACCCGCAGGAUCGGAACAACGAUUUUCAAGAUUCAAGUUGUCAAUUGAACGCAUCGACGAGUCCGACGAGUGGUUGCGAUUGCUGUUGCUGUUGCGUGUCCGAAAUCGACGGCGAAACUGGAGGCUGCAAGGUUGAAACCGCGUCCGGUUCCGGAACCGGAUCCAAUUCCGAUUUCGAGUCCACGUCCGCGUCCGAAGCGGAAUCGAAAUCUGAAUCCGAGCAAACGUGUGCCGAGGAGACGUGCAACCAAAACGGCGGUGUAUGACACAAACGGAAACGUCGGGAAACGUGUAUUCCAGCGAGCAUCGUGUGCUGGGCAAAUACGCGUCGGUCGUGGCGAUCUCCGAGCGUUACGGAGCGCGACAACGUUUACAGACGUCUCUGCGAAAGAAUCAGCGACCCCUUCAAAAUGAUCACGUCACGUUCUAGAUACGCGCCCAGACAAGAUACAAUUAAUGCCAACGUCCUCGAUCGAUACAACAGACCUGAUAAAGACCGCAAAAUCGAUUUAGUCGCGGAUAACUCGCGACCGCAACGUUCCUCGAAAAGAAUGCUAAAUAUAUUUUUACGUCGUACCGAGUUCAUUCGAUUCGCUGUUGCGCGAACAAUAUUUGCUCACGUGAUUUCUUGGCGCUUCGAUUCGAUUCGACUCGAUCCGAUCCGAUUCUGUUUGGUUUGAUUCGGUCCAGCCGUUGUUCGUUUUCGCGCGUUCUCGCGAUACGUAUCGGCGACAAUCACAAUUAAAUAGCUUGGGAUACACGAUCUCGGUCAAGCACGUGUACGAAAUAUUAGCUUAACUUUUGAAAAGAAAAGCGGAGUACGAUGUAAUCGUAUUUUAUUCGAUGGCGUUAUA